Brenthis ino (lesser marbled fritillary) is the source of this 210-nucleotide messenger RNA. The record is from the annotation of a GenBank genome assembly. Lineage: Eukaryota; Metazoa; Arthropoda; Insecta; Lepidoptera; Nymphalidae.
AUGUAUAAACUCCUGCUCAUUUGCUGCAUGGUGGCAUGUGUCUUCGCCCAAGACGGUCGUCGCAGGCUUCCCGAAAAGACACCAGCUCCCGUCACGGAGCCGUUCCUGGAGGUGUCCAGCGUUAAAUGUGACUUAGCAGCUAACAAUUUCUGCCAUACGCAAGAAGAUCCUGACUCGGAGCAUGAUAAACCACUAACAACAGUAAAUGGU